AUGAGACCUUCAAUAAUAUCGAAUACAAGUUUGAAAAUUAUAAAUAAAGGCACCCUUUAUGAGUUUUCUAGUCUUUCCAAAAUUUCAGUUUCACAACUACCAAAUUAUAACAACUUUGGAAAUGGAAAUUAUUUAAUCCAAAAAUCAAAUUUUAACCACUGGCCAAUUUAUAAAAAAAUAUCAAAUUCAAAUAAGGUAAUUACUGAAAUUAAAAAAAUAAGAGGUGAUAUAACUCAGUUCAAAAAUGAUUUAUUAAAAAUAGAACCUAGUUUAGAAAUUGAAAGUGUUAAUUUAAAUGCUGGUAUCGUAAAUAUAAAAGGUGAUCAAGUUACAAAAAUUAAAACGAUAUUUUCAAAAUAUAUAUAA
Messenger RNA from Insectozyma verbasci, 366 nucleotides. NCBI's taxonomy places the organism in Eukaryota, Fungi, Ascomycota, Pichiomycetes, Serinales, Debaryomycetaceae. The record is from the annotation of a GenBank genome assembly.